Acanthocheilonema viteae is the source of this 687-nucleotide messenger RNA. The record is from the annotation of a GenBank genome assembly. Lineage: Eukaryota; Metazoa; Nematoda; Chromadorea; Rhabditida; Onchocercidae.
AUGUCACCGGUAUCAUUUAAUGUAAAUCCUGAAUAUGCACAAAUUACGGAAAUUGUCCGUGGCUUAUUCAUCUGUGGUGUGAGCUCAUUAACGGCCGAGAAUAUAAAAAAAUAUGAUAUUUCGUUCAUUGUUAAUGCUACCAGAGAAGUACCAAAUGUGCAAUCAUUGGGUAAUAUUCCACGAGUGAAAUUGUGGUUAGAAGAUACCCCGCAAGCAUCUAUUUAUCCACUACUCGAUCAACAAGUUGAUCAAAUUGAAGCAGUGAUAGAAAGUGGUGGUAAUGUAUUGGUGCAUUGUGUGGCCGGGAUAUCGCGGUCUGCUACUAUUUGCCUUGCAUUUCUCACUAAAUUCCGUUGCAAAUCACUCAGGGAGGCCUAUCAAUUAAUGGCCGAAAAACGACCAGUUGUCAGACCUAAUAUCGGAUUUUGGCGACAACUUAUUGUAUAUGAACAGGAUGUGAAACAAAGCAUAGGAACAGUUCAGUUGGUCAGAGAUAAAACACAUCUUGAUCAAGUUAUUCCCGACGUUUAUUUGGAUAUUGAAAUUGGAAUCCAAAAAUCAUCAUUUACAAGAGGCGGUGGAAAUGGAUACAAUUAUGCGGGACAAAAUCUACGUAAUUCAAGUGGGAAAUUAAAAUUUCAGCCAGUAUUAGAACCGGUGCUCGAAUGUGUCGAAGUUAUCGCAUAA